AUGCUCAAAUUGAGUGUGUAUGAGAUCAUAGGAAGUGUUUUUAAGAAGAUAAGAUGGAAGACGAGUGCAAUCAAGAAAGAUGUUACAGAAUUGAUAGGCAAUACCCCAAUGGUAUAUCUCAACAAUGUUGUGGAUGGUUGUGUAGCCCGUAUUGCUGCCAAGCUUGAGAUGAUGCAAUCAUGUUCCAGUGUUAUAGACAGGAUUGGAUAUAGUAUGAUAAAAGAUGCAGAGGAUAAGGGUCUGGUUACACCAGGGAAGACUAUUCUCAUGAAGGUGACAAGUGGAAAUACUGGCAUUGCAUUGGCUUUCAUUGCAGCCGUCAAGGGUUACAAACUAAUACUUAUCAUGCCAGCUUCAAAUAGCCUUGAGAGGAGAAUUGUGUCCCUAGCUUUUGGAGCCGAGUCAUACCUUACAGACCCUGCCAAGGGCCUUGAUGGUGUUCUUGAGAAGGCUGAUGAGCUCUUAAGCAAAAUCCCUAAUAGUUUUCUGCUUAAAAAAUUUGCAAAUCCUGCCAACCCAAGGUUAUUGUUUGUGAAAAUUCAAAAACAUAUCCAUUAUGAAACUACUGGCCCAGAGAUAUGGAGAGAUUCAGCAGGGAAAGUUGAUUCUUUCGCUGCAGGGAUAGGGACUGGGGGUACAAUAACUGUGUAUGGGGUAGAACCGGUUGAAAGUGCAGUCUUGAAUGGAGGACAACAACGCAAGCAUCUGAUUCAAGGAAUUGGUGCUGGUUUUAUCCCUGAUGUUCUGGAUCUCAAUAUGUUUGAUAAAGUAUCAAGUGAGGAAGCUAUUGAAACUGCUAAGCUGCUUGCCCGGAAAGAAGGCUUGCUGGUAUGGUAA
Molecule: messenger RNA, 837 nt
Organism: Quercus lobata
Lineage: Eukaryota; Viridiplantae; Streptophyta; Magnoliopsida; Fagales; Fagaceae
Product: putative inactive cysteine synthase 2
Exons: 10
Coding region: 1-837 (278 amino acids)
Source: RefSeq, a predicted model, not a curated record